CCUAUCCUGGAAAAAAAACCAAAAUACAUAAGAAAGAUUUAUUUUUUAGUCUCAAAAUAAUAAACAAAUAAUUAACUUUAAAAGGACUUUUUCAUUUAGGAAAAUUAAAUCAGGGGAUGGGAGUUCCCCUGAAAAAAAGCAGGAAAUGAGGAGAAAUGAGAAAAUAAGGGAGAAUUUCUUGAAAGUCCUAACAGGCAGGGAUUGAGAGUUUUUUCUUCGCUCCGCAGUAAAUGCCAUAAAAUAACCCCAAAACUAAGGGAAGUCGUGGAGGGUUUGUUUUUUGGUGGUUUGGUUUUUUUGGCAGAGGGGGGGCUGUUGCUCAGCAGAGAAGAAACCCAGAAUCCCCCAUCCUGAAUUUCCUGAAAUUUACUAAUUUUGGGAGUACAAAAACCCCUGUGAAGUGAUGAGGGAUCCAGAGGUGUCUCCAGAACCCCAAAAUUAUUCAUAAAGAGGCUUGUCUGUGCAUAAGAAAAAAAAAGAAAGAAAGAAUCUGGAGGAGCCAAAAAUCCACAAUCCGUGAACUCAAAUACCCCUUUCUAAAAAAUCCUGGGAGAGCUCAGAGAGCUUGGGUGGGCGGGAAGUUGGCAAAUUCCCUAUUUCCGUGCUUUUUUGAUAAAAGAAGGAGCUGAAUGAGGUAAACCCCAGCAUUUUUGGGUGUUUGAGCUCAUUUUCGGGCCCCGGUUCUUCUAUUCAUCGGAAUCCAGGGUCGAGGAUGUUACCCUCUGGUGUUUUCCUCCUCCUGAUUUUGGGAUCCAUUGUGGGCACCAAUUCCUCAUCUGGAAAAGGGUCCCUGCUCUAUCCCUAUGGACCAGACCAGGGGGACCAGACGAAUCCCAAACAUGAUGAUGGGACAUCUGAGAGGAUCACCCUCUUCAUUCCCUUCACCUUCUAUGGCAAAACCCAUGAAGCCCUCUUUGUGAACAACAAUGGGGUGAUCUCCUUUGAUGAACCUGUCAGAGAAUACACCCCCGAUCCCUUCCCACUGGUGGAUGGGCGCUCCUUUGUGGCCCCUUACUGGGCAGAUGUGGACAACGUGCUGGGUGGGGAUAUCUUCUACCGCCAGACCACCAAUGCAGUGCUGCUGGGGGACAUCAGCCGGGACAUCAACCAGUACUUCCCCGAAACCCUCUUCACUGCCACCUGGGCCUUUGUGGCCACCUGGGACCACGUGGCCUACUAUGGCUCCACCUCCACAAAGGGCAACACCUUCCAGGCUGUCCUGACUACUGAUUCCAAGACAUUCUUCAUCAUCCUAAACUACUGGGACAUCCAGUGGACCACAGGAGCGGCGAGUGACGGGGAUGCUGAAACGGGGCUCGGAGGGAUUGCAGCACAUGCAGGAUUCAACAGCGGUGAUGACACCAACUUCUACAACAUUCCCGGAUCCCAAACAGAUGCCAUCAUCAACAUCACUGCCACCUCCAAUGUCAAUGUCCCAGGGCGCUGGGCCUUCCGGGUGGACAACUUCCAGUUGAUGGGUGUGGACCCUCCCAAGGUGAACGAGGACAAUGACUGCUGGUUGUGAAUCUAGGGGGCUGGGACAGAGGGAUAUCCCCAUUGUCACCACUGUCCUCAGUGAAGUCAAUUGGAAGGUCAAGGUUAUGUCCUCCUCUACCAGAGCAAUAAAAUCAC
Corapipo altera (White-ruffed manakin) is the source of this 1632-nucleotide messenger RNA. RefSeq names its product alpha-tectorin-like. The coding region runs from base 713 to 1525 and encodes 270 amino acids. Lineage: Eukaryota; Metazoa; Chordata; Aves; Passeriformes; Pipridae. Gene Ontology annotation, biological process: cell-matrix adhesion. The record is from RefSeq and is a predicted model, not a curated record. The transcript is spliced from 8 exons.